Molecule: messenger RNA, 1638 nt
Organism: [Candida] anglica
Lineage: Eukaryota; Fungi; Ascomycota; Pichiomycetes; Serinales; Debaryomycetaceae
Source: the annotation of a GenBank genome assembly
AUGACGGAUAAGAGUAUAAAGGACGACCAGGAGAAGGACCAGGAGUCGGUGUAUGAUCAGUCGUCCAUCGAUUCCAACGUCACUGACAAUGAGGUACUUGCCAUUGGUGUGGCUGACGAGGAGAGUCAAAUUGACAAAAAUCGCGGGGAGGACAUUAUUUUUCCGGUGCCGAGUGUCGCAGAAGAGGCUGUAUCACGAAAGAUAAGUAAAAUUCAAUCAAAUCGUGAAAGCAUUAAAUCUGGGGUAGUGGAACCAAAGAUCACCCUCAAAAGGACACUAACACACGAUACUAAAAACUAUGGAAGGUUCACAGAACGUAAAAAGCGCUUCAUUGUCUGUCUUGCUGCUGCUUCAUGUUUCUUAUCUCCCAUGUCAACUUUGGCAUAUUUACCAGCAGUGCCGGAAAUAUCGACGGAGUUUAAUACUACUGGGGAAGUCAUUAACAUUUCAGCUGCAGUCUUUUGUGUGUUCAUGUCCUUAUCUCCAUGUGUCUUCUCCCCUUGUUCUGACAUAUAUGGAAGGAAAUCCACUUUUGUGAUCUGUUUGAGCAUGUACACCUUGUGUUCCACAUUGGUUGCAGUUUCACAAAAUCUUGCCAUGUUUUAUAUUUUUAGAGCUUUUUCAGCCUUAUUUGGAACUGCAUUUUUUACCACUGCUGCACACCUAGUAGGUGACAUAUAUCCUCCAACCGAAAGAGGUACAGCAAUGGGUUGGACAUUGUGUGGUACUCAGGUUGGCUCGGCUCUUGGUCCCGUCAUUGGUGGGAUCAUUGUAACUUAUACAUCUUGGAGAGUAAUCUUUGGAGUUUUGGCGGGUCUUGGUUUUUUGUUUGCAGUCAUUGUAUUGUUUUUCCUACCUGAAACUUUGGAAGUUACCAAACUUCAGUUAGUAUUAGCUGAAAUUCGUAAAGACAAACCUAAAAAGAAAUUUGUUUGGAUUCCUUAUAACCCAUUCCGAGUUGUUGAAGCUUUAAAAUAUCCAAAUUUAUUUUUAGGUGGAUUCAUUGUAAUGAGUUUAACAUUCACCAUGUAUGGGCUUUUGACUCCUAUCCGAUAUGUUGUGGAUCCUAGAUUUAAUUUGACAUCUCCAAUCUAUGGAGCUCUAUUCUACUUACCUCCAGGGUUAGGCUACUUAGUUGGCAGUAUACUUGGUGGGAAAUGGGCCGACAUAGUUGUGAAAUAUUUCAUUAAAAAGAGAGGAAAGAGAAUACCAGAAGAUAGAAUCUACGCUACUAUUAUUCCCUUGGGAGUUGUGUAUCCGGUUUGUAUGCUUGUCUAUGGAUGGUCACUUGAGAAAAAAGUUGGAGGAAUGGUGUUACCAAUUGUAUUUAUGUUCAUUAGUGGACUCGCUCAGACAUUCGUUUUCCCGGCAUCAAAUACAUAUUGUGUAGAUUCUAUGCCUGAACUUGGAGGUGAUGCGGUGGGGAGCAGUUAUUUUUCUAGAUAUAUUUCAAGUGCAGUAGCAUCGGCAACAUGUCUUAGGAGUAUUCAGAGUAUUGGAAUAGGUUGGACCUGUACAAUUAGUGCAUUUGUAUUGUGGGUAGCAACCGGUUGUGCAUUUAUUUUAAUUUGGAAGGGAGAAAGUUUACGUAUCGCUGCAUUAACGAAAAAUGGAUUUAAGCCUAAAGUACGGUGUUAA